AAGGGCGGCCGUCCGUGUUCAGAUGCGGGAGAUGGGAAAAGAGAAUCGCUUUCGUGCUUUGCCUGCGGAAGAAUCUCUCUUUCGUCUGAAGCUCCGUGCGGCUGUUCUCUGCGUUUUGCCCCCCGGCGCCUCCUUCCGCCUUUGCCUCGCACCCUCCUCCCUCGCUUCGGUGCCUCCCCCGCUUCCUAGGUUCCCUUCCUGCAUCACGUGAUGGAGGGGCAACAUAUAAUGGCCCAGGUCCACAUCCAAGCUCCCUCGUCCUCCUCUGUGGCCGGGGAAGAGUCCAGGCGGUUGCCGAACCCCGUGCGAGUUGCAGCCCGGGAAAGAAUGGCGGGGGGACGCCUGUUGGACAGUCACAGCCUGGAUGGGAUAAGCCAGGUAUACGGUGCAUCCAAGAGCCAGGAAGGAAGGAGGGCCACCAUAUCAAGCGCCUUGGAAUUGGAAGGAACCGUGAGUUACGAUGGGGACCUGACCCAUUUUGUGGCCAACAACCUGCAAAUGAAGAUCAAGAUGAGCUCUCGGGGCAGUCUGGACGAUACGGAGCCCAUCUCCUCCACCUCGGUGUCAUCCCAACUGUCUGUCCGAGGCAAAACCGCAGACAUCCCACAGGUCGACCCACAGGUCCUUUGGGAUCUGGAAAGGCUCACCAGGGAUGUGGCACAGAGAGUGGACCAGAUGCUGAGAGCCUUGAACAGCGCUAUCCAGAACAUGACGGCGCUCAGCGUGGGGUACAUCCAGACCUACCGAGAUGCUGUGGACAGUUUGGGCGAAUCCGUGGACAUGAGCAUCAAAGGGAUGUACACUCUGAUGGCGAGGUGCGAGGAGCUGGACCGGUCCAUGCAGCCCAUCCACAUCCUCGCUGACCAGAUCCGGGAGAUUAAGAGGACUCUGGAGGCCUUUGAGGCAGUCUGCAAAUAAUGCCCUUUUUCAGAAACGGUUAACUUGUGGAGUGGUGGGGAAUGAACCAGGAGUGAGCGUUUGACUUCCUGCGAUUCAGGCUUUGAAAGGGAAAUUCGUGUUUUUCAUGUUGUGAAAUAAAUAAAUUAUGGCCAUA
Candoia aspera is the source of this 1054-nucleotide messenger RNA. It is a transcript of the gene BORCS6, whose product is annotated as BLOC-1 related complex subunit 6. The coding region runs from base 211 to 918 and encodes 235 amino acids. Gene Ontology annotation, cellular component: BORC complex. The record is from RefSeq and is a predicted model, not a curated record. Lineage: Eukaryota; Metazoa; Chordata; Lepidosauria; Squamata; Candoiidae. The transcript has a single exon. Gene Ontology annotation, biological process: lysosome localization.